Harmonia axyridis is the source of this 3039-nucleotide messenger RNA. RefSeq names its product raf homolog serine/threonine-protein kinase Raf. The coding region runs from base 142 to 2172 and encodes 676 amino acids. The record is from RefSeq and is a predicted model, not a curated record. Lineage: Eukaryota; Metazoa; Arthropoda; Insecta; Coleoptera; Coccinellidae. The transcript is spliced from 2 exons. Gene Ontology annotation, molecular function: protein kinase activity; ATP binding. Gene Ontology annotation, biological process: signal transduction; protein phosphorylation.
CAUCUGAAUGUCAGGCUUUUUCAUCGGUAUUCUUUUACCAUAAUGUCAGAUAACUUCUCGUUGUUAGCUUUCUUAUUCAUUACUCUCUGAUUCGAUGAAAAUUAUUCCUUGUUGUCUGAUGCAGAUAAUUAUAUUUGAAAAAUGUUUGCAGAGAGCGAGGACCUGGAUAUUCUCCAAGAACUCAAAAAUAUAGAAAAUGUUAUCAACUUGACAAGAGCCAAUAUCGACUCUCUCAUUGCAAAAUUUGCGGAUUUCCAGCAUCCUCCUCCUAUGUACGUGCAGGAAUAUGAGGAUCUCACGAGUAAACUUCAUGAAUUAGAAGUAGAAGAAAGAAAGUUGAUGGCACAACUUAGUAAUGGAAGAGAAAGCCCCGAAGAUGUUAGUGAACAUGCUCAACCUGAAAGAGGAGCAAAACCAAAAGAAGACUUGAUUAUAAGGCCUAAGUUUUUUCUAAGAGCUCAUCUCCCUAAUGGUAGGACUAGUGUUCAGGUUCGAGAAGGUUUAACUCUUCGAGAUGCUUUGGGCAGAGCCAUGAAAUUACGAAACCUGCAUUGUGAAAUGUGUAGUGUGUAUGUCGGAGACCCUGACCGUCCUAUCAAUUGGGAUGUUGAUAUUAGUACUUUGAACUGCAAAGAAAUAACGGUUAAAAUAAUUGAUAAAUUUCCAAUUCGUACAAGUAUUUCCCAUAAUUUUGCUAGAAAAACUUUUUUUUCUCUAGUGUUUUGUGAGUGCUGUAGAAGACUUUUGUUCCAAGGAUUUUAUUGUAGGACUUGUGGUUAUAAGUUCCAUCAAAGAUGCGCUGCAGGAGUUCCUUCACUAUGUCAUCAAGUACGAGUAGCUGAUGAUUACUACAGGGCACUCCUGGCAUAUUCUACUCAUACCGAUACUAGUGCAGGAAUCCUUAAUCCUGGGCAAGCAGCUUUGGGCUUAACUGAACCAAGACAUUCUCCUAGACAAGGUACAUUAGGUCAUCAAGAUAGAUCGAAUUCAGCUCCCAAUGUUUGUCUGAAUAAUGUGAAAAUACCUGGAGACGAUUGUUCCAGAAAUCUACAGUUGAAUCAGUUAGGCAAUGGAGAUUCUAUGUUGCACUGCAGAAGUACUCAAGCUUCACCAACGGGUUCUUUGCAACCAAGAAGACCUCGAGCAAAAUCUGCUGAUGAGAGCAAACCCCUUCUAGCACCAAGGGAAAGUAUCGAAGAUUGGGAGAUACCCGCUGAUGAAAUUUUGGUAGGGGCGCGAGUAGGUUCUGGAAGUUUUGGAACUGUAUAUAAGGCACAUUGGCAUGGACCUGUCGCAGUUAAAACAUUGAACGUGAAAAUACCUACGCUUGCGCAAUUGCAAGCAUUCAAAAAUGAAGUAGCAGUAUUAAGAAAAACAAGGCAUGUCAACAUUCUCCUUUUUAUGGGGUGUGUCAGUAAACCUCAAUUGGCUAUAGUCACCCAAUGGUGUGAAAGCUCUAGUCUUUAUAAACACCUCCAUGUACUUGAAACGAAAUUUCCUCUCUUCACAUUGAUAGAAAUCGGAAGACAAACAGCUCAAGGAAUGGAUUAUCUACACGCAAAAAAUAUUAUACAUCGUGAUUUAAAAUCGAACAAUAUCUUUCUGCAUGAAGAUCUCACAGUCAAAAUAGGCGAUUUUGGGCUAGCCACAGCCAAAACCAGAUGGGCCGGAUCUCAACAGUUUCAUCAGCCUACAGGCUCAAUUUUGUGGAUGGCCCCAGAAGUUAUAAGAAUGCAGGAGGAUAAUCCUUAUAGUUUUCAAUCGGAUGUUUAUGCUUUCGGUAUUGUUAUGUUUGAAAUGUUAGCUUUGCAAUUACCUUAUUCACAUAUAAAUAAUAAAGAUCAAAUAUUAUUCAUGGUAGGUAGAGGAUAUUUAAAACCGGAUCUAACUAAAUUGCGGAGUGAUACUCCAACUGCACUUAGGCGUUUAUUAGAGGACUGCAUUAAGUUUGAUAGAGAUGAGAGGCCACUUUUCAGACAAAAUCAUGCAUCUUUGGAAGGAUUGCUGAGAAAUCACCCUAAAAUAAAUAGAUCUGCCUCUGAGCCUAACAUGAAUCGAACACAGUUGCAAUCAGAUGAUUUCAUAUUCCCAUGUGCAAGUCCGAAAACUCCAGUCAAUUUCGGACCAGGAAGCAAUUUUUUGUUUUACAAUGUAACAGCAGGUAAUAUCUAAGGAAGAAAAAUUCAUCAAGAUUUAAAGAUAUGAAAAUUUACUGCAUAAAACGUGGAUAAAUACUUCCUUCUUAUUGAAUUUUAUAAGGUGACUUCUAUGAGACUGAAUUAUCAGAUCAAACUGAGAAAUUCAAUCUAUAAAAACUGUUGAAAUUUCUACGCAGCAAGUAUGUUGAUUUUAUUUCACAAGUUUUGAUCGGAUAGUUGACUUUGAUAAGAACCAUCAUUAAUAUCAGAUUCAAAUAAUUCAAUGAUCAGCAGGUGAUAAAACUAAUUUCAUGUUCCAAAAAAAUUUAUAGAUGUGGUUCUUUCUGGAUUGAUCACUUACUACUAGAAAUAGAAAAUAUUUACACAUUGAAAUUAUUUGAGACUUAAAGUGGAUAUAUUCUCAAGUCUUUGUCGUUACCAGUUUGUGAGCUAGGUUUUUAUCGUGUCUGGAGUUUUGAUUUUGUGUAGAGGUUGUUUUAUAUGGAGGUCAAGACAUGUAAAUAACAUGCGGAGGCAAUUUUUUCGAAUUCGUACAUUAUCUGCUCACAUUUUAUGAUAUCUCUUGUCCUUUUCCAUAUAAUGUCUUGAUUCAUACUUUGCUCGAUUCAGCUAUAUAUCUUUUUUUAUAUGUGAAUAUUACUUAGUGAAAAUAUAUUACUUAAAUUUUUGUUUCUAAAUGUGUCAUUGUUAAAUAUUAGUGAACCGACUCUGAAGGCAAAAUAUUUGCUGACUUUGAAUGUGUGUUAUAAACACUUGUUACAAUAAUUGACACCUACUGUUAAGUCAUCUGUACAAAUAUUUGUCACUUGCAUGUUACUAUUACAGACGAAUUUGCAACGUGCACUACUAUGUACAUCCCAAUAAAUAUAUUAAGUACUAA